GCUGCUGUGGCUGCAAUUCUCCGCUCGGCCGCAGGGGGCGACUCCUCUCAGUCUGAACAAGUUUUACGGAAUCUCUGACGUGUCAAAAUGUCGCCAUUUUCCUGAGGAAGGAAACGCCUUGAAGGAAGAAAACAAAUCAACUGAGUUUUUGAAAUUUGUACAGGUUUUUUCAUCAGAAGUAGGUUCCCAUCAGCAGCAGCCAUGGGGAACAUAUUUGCAUCGCUCUUUAGUAUGUUUGGGAAGAAGGAAAUGAGGAUACUCAUGGUGGGUCUGGAUGCUGCUGGAAAGACAACGAUUCUGUACAAGCUUAAACUUGGAGAGAUUGUGACUACCAUUCCCACAAUAGGUUUCAAUGUUGAGACAGUAGAGUACAAGAACAUCAGUUUCACGGUGUGGGAUGUCGGUGGUCAAGACAAAAUUCGACCACUGUGGCGUCAUUACUUCCAGAACACACAAGGUCUCAUCUUUGUUGUGGACAGCAACGACAGAGAGCGAUGUGCUGAGGCUCGAGAGGAGCUCUUGAGAAUGUUGGCAGAGGAUGAGCUGAGAGAUGCUGUGCUUCUAGUGUUUGCCAACAAACAAGAUCUGCCAAAUGCUAUGAAUGCAGCAGAACUCACAGACAAAAUGAAUCUUCACGCCUUACGCAACAGGAAGUGGUACAUCCAGGCAACCUGUGCCACCACUGGAGACGGACUCUAUGAAGGACUAGACUGGUUGUCUAGUCAGCUCCAGAAGCAAUAAUGAUCAUAGAAUUUCUUGAAACUAAUCUACUCCAGCCAGUGCGCUCUACUUUUAUGGCCAAUUCAUGCUUUCCACAUCUGUGUAUACAGGCAAUAAAUGGACUGUGGAUGCGGCUGUGUUCAUAUUGCAACAGGUCCACAAGGGUCUGCUGUGCAGCUGGUUGCAUCUCCCACAUGGGGAAACAGCAGCUGGUUACAGAUUUUGCUUCAGCACUGUGACUGUCCCUAAGGUGUGCGGUGUGUAAACAGAGCACAGGAUUUCCUUACAAAAGUGUCUCCUCAGAGCAAACAUUUGUUUUGGACAGUUCAGACCUCUGCAGAAUUGUGUGGAUGAUCAAAUUUCCAUCACGCUUACCCUUGCACAUGUGGACAACAUGAAUUGGCCUUAAAGGUGUUGCACUACUGAGCUACUCUGUACUGAGAGCUGCCCUCACCUUCGCUUUUAUCAUGACAAACACGCCGGCCUGUGGUUGGGGGGAAUAUUUUCUUGUAAGGCAUUUUUUCCUCUUUUUUUAAGAUGUAACUGUAAAUAUAAUUGGUAAUGGGGCAGGUUAAUGCACUCUUUAAAAGCCUACUGUGGUUAUUUCUUUUUGUAUUUCUAUUUUUCUGUUUCUCGGCUGUUAGACAGCCAUGUGUGCGCUGAAAGAGAGACGGGAGGCGAGAAAUUUACCAGCACAUUGGCCCCAGGACCUCAAUGCAAUCUAAUGACUUAUUUUCUGGUCACAUGUACCAUAAGGUGUGAUCAUUCAGGGGCUUUUCAUUUUCAAAGAACUAAACUAUACACUGAUGCACUACUUGCAGCCACUAUGGUUAGUUUUGCCGAUGACAACAUGUACCAGCCCCUCAAACUGCCCUUUAGUCAGCACUGGCAUUGACUAUUUGUACUCUGUUCUGACAUCACUCCUGUCAGUGAACCAUACCAGCCUUUGUUGUAGAGUUUGUUGGCCUGAAUUGAGAGAUAUAGCAGCGGCCUCACAUCUACCUGCUCUGUUGUAUUUGGGAAGGCAGUGUGUCGAGUGGAAUUUUGUAUUUUUAGAGUCUCAGGUUAAUCGUGUGCUGCCUUUGCAAUACUAAUUUUUAGGGAAAACUGCAUGAUGUGUUAGUCUUUAAGGGCAUGCACAUCUACUAGGUGUUAGUCAUUAGGCAGCAAUGGAACUAUUACCCCACAAGUCUUGAACUGUUUGAUUUUGUGUACUGAGAGGUAACCAUAAGGAGCUGCUGAGUGUCCUCACUAAAGGCUCAGUGGUGUUAUGCCUUUUUGUCAUUUCAAUGGCAAUACAAAAUCAACAACAUCUUUUAUAUGGUGCCAGAAUUUCCUUGUUUGCAGCACAUUUUCCUUGAAUAAAGAGGAGGCGACACAACUGCCUUUUUAUUCAAGACACAUUGCCUCUUACUUCCCAUAAUAAUUUCUAAAAGGUGUGGGUGUGACUUUACUUGUGGCUGUAUUGAACAUUUUAUGGUUUAUCGUUGCCUGAAUGUUAUAUUGACAUCUUAAGAUGAUCUACAUUUUUAUGUAAAGCCUUUGCUUUGUGUGGGGAAGAAUACAGUGUAAUUAAAGUGACUGGAUACAAAA
Molecule: messenger RNA, 2313 nt
Organism: Acanthochromis polyacanthus (spiny chromis)
Lineage: Eukaryota; Metazoa; Chordata; Actinopteri; Pomacentridae
Gene: arf1
Product: ADP-ribosylation factor 1
Exons: 5
Coding region: 202-741 (179 amino acids)
Biological process (GO): vesicle-mediated transport; intracellular protein transport
Cellular component (GO): plasma membrane; cytoplasm
Molecular function (GO): GTP binding; GTPase activity
Source: RefSeq, a predicted model, not a curated record